GAGCACGCGGACAAAGGAGGCGGCCGGCGGCCCAGCUGUUUUGAAAAAUGCUUCCUGUUUCUUUAAAGGCGCUCGCGGCUCGGGCGGCCGGGGCUGGGGAGGCGGUGGCGGCGGGAGCUGCCUCCUCUCCGGGCGGCGGCGCUGACUGAUCUCGCGAACUGGGCUUCUGUGUAAACUGAGGCUAAACAAACACAGAUGGAGCGCAGCGGGCGUUCUCCAGAAAUGCUGGCAAGGCGGCAGCGACUUCAGAUGACACUCUGAGCGCUCCGGGAACGGACAGCCCGGCGGCUUCGCGGAGCCGGCGGCGCAGCUGCCCCGGGCGAGGGGGAGAAAGGGAGAGCGGGAGGGGGAGGCGGGCGAAGGGGGAGAGCCAGAGACUCCUCGGCGCUGAGCGCGGCGGCGGCCCGGGCAGUCCCCCGCCCCUGCCUUACGCGCCGCCCGCGCCAUGAAGCAUAUCCCGGUCCUCGAGGACGGGCCGUGGAAGACCGUGUGCGUGAAGGAGCUGAACGGCCUCAAGAAGCUCAAGCGGAAAGGCAAGGAGCCGGCGCGGCGCGCGAACGGCUAUAAAACUUUCCGAUUGGACUUGGAAGCGCCCGAGCCCCGCGCCGUCGCCACCAACGGGCUGCGGGACAGGACCCACAGGCUGCAGCCGGUCCCGGUCCCGGUGCCGGUGCCAGCCCCAGUGGCGCCGGCCGUUCCUCCAAGAGGGGGCGCGGACACAGCCGGGGAGCGCGGGGGCUCCCGGGCGCCUGAGGUCUCUGACGCGCGGAAACGCAGCUUCGCUCUGGGCGCAGUGGGGCCAGGACUCCCCACGACGCCGCCGCCGCCGCCUCCUGUGCCCCAGAGCCUGGCACCUGGGGGCCCAGAGCCACAGCCUUUCCGAGAGCCGGGUCUGCGUCCCCGCAUCUUGCUGUGCGCACCACCCGCGCGCCCCACGCCGUCCGCGCCCCCAGCGCCGCCCGCGCCCCCGGAGUCCACAGUGCGCCCCGCGCACCCCAAGCGCCCCGGGGAAAGUUCCUACUCGUCAAUUUCACACGUAAUUUACAAUAACCACCCGGAUUCCUCCGCGUCGCCUAGGAAACGACCGGGCGAAGCGACUGCCGCCUCCUCGGAGAUCAAAGCCCUGCAGCAGACCCGGAGGCUCCUGGCAAACGCCAGGGAGCGGACGCGGGUGCACACCAUCAGCGCAGCUUUCGAGGCGCUCAGGAAGCAGGUGCCGUGCUACUCGUAUGGGCAGAAGCUGUCCAAACUGGCCAUCUUGAGGAUCGCCUGUAACUACAUCCUGUCCCUGGCGCGGCUGGCUGACCUUGACUACAGUGCCGACCACAGCAACCUCAGCUUCUCCGAGUGUGUGCAGCGCUGCACCCGCACCCUGCAGGCCGAGGGACGUGCCAAAAAGCGCAAGGAGUGACUGGCUACAGGCGAGACCGAGGCCACCGCUGUGGGCCCUCCUACCCAUCAGGCCUGAGGACAAGGUGAGCUUGACAGUCCAGCCUGGUGGUGUUCUCCAAGAUGCCGCCAGACGCCCUGCCCACAGCCUCUCAGAGUAGACCUGGAGCACGCCUGCCCCCCUCUCUCCUCUGCCCCCACCUAGCCACUCCGAGGCUGCUUCGCACCUUGCCCUCUGCCUGGUGGGGAGGGGAGAGGUCAGCCCCCUACUCACUGAGAGCCCAAGGCCCACUGUCCAGCUGCGGAAGCUCAUUGCCAAAGAUUCGACAGAGACACCGAAGGAAAUGGGGUGACGAAGCCCCAUAGUGAAAAGCCACACCGUUGCUCUGUGACUUUUGCUCCUCCUGUUGCCUGAGUCCCAUCUCAAGCCAAAGACGAGUCAGCGGUUCUGCUAGGAACUCCUGGAAGGGAUGGGCAUUUGGUGACCCCCAGGGACACUCUCUCCACAGGGCCUUGCUCUGGCUGAGUGUAAGACAAGCCUUGGGGGCUGAGAGAGGGAGGCUGGGGUGCCUGAGCAGGGCCGGGAGUGGGGCCUGAGAUCCCUGCCCGCUCUCUGCCCUUCAUUGGCUGCCCAGGCCGCUGGCCCCAGUUGCCAGUGUCCCCUGGGUCCAGGCUCCUUGAGCCCUGAGCAUCACCAGAAGGGAGUAAGUGGGGAGAGAAGCAAUAUUACCGGCUCCCCUACGCCAGGGCUUGUCCCAGGGCAGGUACCUAUGGGUCUCUGCUCCUCCAACCAGCCUCUCCUCACUGUGACCACCCCGAUGGGGGCCCAUCCCAGGCAGCCAGCACCAUGGGCGGCUCCUGCUAUGGACAGAAAGAGAGUUUCUCUCUUGUUCAGCCUGCCCGUGGCCUGAGGACGGAGUGGGGGCUGGGCUAGCUGGAGCUGUCCUGCUGGGCAAGGUGGCUCCCCACUUGGAGGCUGGCGGUCUGUCUGUUACAGGGUGUGCAGGGGCAGAGGAGGAAGGGACCAGGGGACUGGGCCAGUAUGGGGGGGACAGUGGGCGUGUUCAAAGCCAACGCCCGCUCCUUCCUUGUGCUCAAAAGGCCAAAGCUGUUCACGUCUGUGCUCAACCAUCUGCUUCAAAUUGAAGUAAAAGCCCCAAAAUGUCAAGAAAAUACUUGUGUGGAGUGGACUCUGUGGGUGACCAGGACUUUGGCCGGUCAUCGGCUGGGGUGUGUGAGGGAGGGGGUUGGUCUCUACCUCCAGGUUGAGAGCCUUUCAGGAGCAGACACUGUACAGGUGAGAGUGUGUGUGUCUGUGUGAGUGUGUGUGUGUGUCUGUGUGGAAGUGGGUAGAGGGCGGCUUCCGCAGUAGUCUCAGCCUGGACUAGUGACCAGGAGGUCUGGUCAGAAACACAUGAGGAGCCCUCUCUGUCAGCAUUGCACUUAAUCUGUACCAUGGAUUUAUGAGAUGAAGGCCCCUAUUAUUCACCCCAUUUCACGGAUGAGGAAACCGAGGCCUCAAGGAGACAGGGCCAGUUGGUGACAGAGCUAGUUGUUGAGUCAGGAUGGCCUCACUCCAAAUCCUGUGCUCUCAAACCCUUUCCAGCAGCGCCCCCAGUCCCAGCCCAAAGUCUCUGUGUGGCCUUGUCACAUGGCUUCACCUCAUUGGGCCUAAGAUAGGCACAAUAAAGGCCCAUUGGGACCGGGAGAAGGGGUGAUAAGAAAUAGGAGAGCACUGUCAAGGCAGAAGGGACAGGGCUGCCCAAGAAAAGGGGGAAAGGAGGGGACUGGAGACUGCAGCCAUGCAGGACACAGUUUGUCCCUUGGUUUCACCUGUGUCACUUUCUCGUCUCUGCUGCUCAGAUUCCUGGGCUGGGGUGGGGUCGGCUGCAGGAAGCCCCCCUUGCACUAGUGUUUCCCAGGCUGCCUCUUUACCAAGGACCACAGUGUGUGGGCUGUCCUGGAUCCCUGGGCUGGCGCAGAAACAGGGGACCCAGGUGGCCCUGAGCACUCCACAGAGCAAAGGUGCUCUGGAAGCCGACUGGACAGAGCGGGUGUGGAAUGGGGUCAGGAGGGUCCUUUAGGAAGGUUCAACCACCCUGUGACCCCGGCAAGAUAACAGCACUGCUCUGUUGUCCUAAGGAAGCAGGACAUGUGGAUUGGCCAGCAUCAAAUUGUUGACAUAAAGGACCAUUUCUGUUACCAAAGGGUAUGGAGUGUACCCCCAUUCUGCUGCUAAGGAAGCAGACCCAUGGCCUUACUACCCAGGGACAGCCCAUCCCCCACCUCCCAUCUCCCUCCUGCAUAUGGUCUUCAUUACAUUCCUUUCAUUCUGAAGCAUCACUGAUGGCCAGCUGUCUGUCAGACACGAAGAUAGGCGUGCCAUCAUGGAGCUCCAGGUUCUGUAGGGGGGUAGGGGGGUGGGACAGACAGGUAGACAAGCAAAUAAUUAUGAUUGCUGUUGGACGGCUAAGGUAUUGUCAGGAGUUUCAGGAAAGAAAGAACUAACUCCCAGGGAGGCUCUCAGGAAGGAUUUUCCUGGAAAAUAGCCAUGGGACUUGGGUCUUAAAUAAGGUGAAUAGAAGCUUUCCGAGAAGGGGAAUAGAAGGGCUUUCUACGCAGAGGAGCAUCAGCCCUGGCAGGACGUUGGAAUCACCCGAGGAGAUUAUUAAAUAUUUGUAUUGAUGGCCCAAAUUUCAUCUUCAGAAAUUCUGAUGUAUUGGUCUGGGGUGUGGCCUGGUCUUUUACGAGCUCCUCAGGUGAUCUUAAUGUGCAGGCAAGGUUGAAGCCGUUAGUCUAAGUGGGCUCUGGUCUACAGCAAGAAAGUGACUUAGAGCACCGAUUUGGGAGACAGGCUGUGGAUGGACGCGUGUGUGUACACAUAUGUAUAUGUGUGGAUGACUGAAAGUCCAUGCUCUCCUCUCCUUUCCUAGCCUCCUCUCCAGCACAGCAACCUGUGUUUGCACACACAUGCACACUCCCUCUCCUGUGCACAUGCACACCCACACAUAUACUCGUGUACAUUUCCAGAAAAUGGAAUUCUAUUUCAGAUAGAUUCAGACUCCACUGGCAGUCAUAAACAGUUUUAUGCAACAGCCAUGCAAGAAGACCCUCAGCAAAAUAUAAAUGGUGAGGAGCUGCCCUCACGGGGCCCUGUGAAAGCCCUUUGCAGUCUGGUCUUGGGUUUGUGGUCAGAGUCACCUGCGAAUCUGUUUGUAGCACACUCUCCUUGCCCUGUUGUCUGCUCUGGGUCACCAGGCACAGGCCAUAAAGGGAUGAGGGGACCCUUUCCAGGGGCCCACAAGAUCGUCCUGGGUGAGUCUGCAUGAAGCCCCACGUGUGCACACGCAUCUUCAUGUGUGUGUGUGCCAGGCUCCUGCUCUCUGCAGGACAAAACCAGAAAGAACGGCUCUGGGAGUUGGAGAUCUCAGCUCACAGACCAAGCUUUGCAAGACUCUCCAAAGACUCUGCCUUCAGGUUGUGUGCUGCUUCCUGUGUCUUGCCUGAGGCUGUCCCAGAAAAGAGGGUUAAGUUCUGGAGAUGAGGUUCUGAGCAAGUGUCCGCCUCUCCACGCUACACUCCUUCCUGUCUCCAUGGCCACACCCUUCAUGGCCCUGUGCCAUCCUCUUUUAUUCUGGAUUUCUCGACCUCCACCAAACUCCCCUUCCUCACCGCGAGUGGAGGCAUGAGUAGGCAGGUCCCAGGGGCCAGACACUGGGUAGCAUUGCCAUGUGUGGGGACUGUGUUGGAAACUGCAGGUAGAAGCAGAGCCCCUCUCUGCUCAAGAGCUUGCUGGCGAGCCUGGACAGAGGCACAGGGACAGCUAAUUAGGGUAAGAUAGGGACCACACUGUGGUCAGCCAUGGGAAGCCGGCUAGUGGGGUGGUGUUGGGGCUACAUUUGCAUCCUUCCUAUGCUGCUUCCUGAGACACAAACUGGUCGUUGCCAGCAGCCUAGGAAAACAUCAAGACUCAGACAUCUCCAAGGACACCCUUUGAGUGUAUCUGUACCAUUGCUCUUGUCUUGCCCUCUUGCUGUCCCCCACCUUCACAGCUGCUUUCUGUUUCCUGGUUCCAGGAAGAUAGUGGGGCAGAGGGUCCCUGCUUUGUGGGGAGGGGCUGGCUUCACCUUUACCCCUGGGAUUUUUGCCCUCACAAGUGCCUCCCUUUGGGUGACCUGGACCCCAGACAAACUAUGCCUGCCUCCCUGAAGCCAGGCACCCUGAGUAACUUAGAUUGACAAACAGUGACAGCAUUUUACAGAACUGUGGGCACGUGUCUAAUAUCAGAUGGUACUAUGAAUUCCUGGAGAGCAAAGUUUGGAUCUAUUUCAACCCCCAAUCCUUGAAAGGGCCUUGCAAAGUGUUUAUAUUGGUUUCUUUGUUGAAUGAAUGAAUAAAACAUGGAAAAUGUGGUAAUU
Molecule: messenger RNA, 5807 nt
Organism: Cebus imitator (Panamanian white-faced capuchin)
Lineage: Eukaryota; Metazoa; Chordata; Mammalia; Primates; Cebidae
Gene: ATOH8
Product: atonal bHLH transcription factor 8
Exons: 3
Coding region: 446-1411 (321 amino acids)
Molecular function (GO): DNA-binding transcription factor activity; protein dimerization activity
Source: RefSeq, a predicted model, not a curated record